UGCUUCACCGUUAUUGAGAGCUUUGGAUGCACCGAGGGGUGCUGAAGAGGAUGGCCAGGGGAAAGCUUACUUGGCACUGAUCCCUCCUUUCAGUAAAACACUGCAGUUUACAUUUGGCAGCCCUAUUUUUAUUUAUUUAUUUAUUUUUUUAAUGGAGUCUGGGGAGGGGAAGAGACGAGAGGAUGAAUGUGUCAUAAACACGGAUAAUUUUGCAGAGGCCAGUGGGUGCACGUUUUCAGCAAUGCGAUGAGGCCAAUGCACUUUGCAAGAGUUGCGCUCCAGAGAGCCUCCGCGGAUCCCACGACCUGUUGCUGACAAGCCGGGGACUAAGGAGAAGCAGACGGAGAAGUCGGGGUGGAGGGGGAAAGUCGCGCAGCGCCGCUCGGUAGAGACGGAGGGUAGGGUACUGCCUUGGACGGACUCUACGUGGAGGAAAUCAUGCAUCUUGCAAUCUGGCUGGUUGGACUAACGUGUCAUUUGUCAGCACUCGCCAGGGAAACCCUGCAGUACCGAUUGCAUCCGAAACAAGAGAGCUUCAUCAAGCAGCUGUCAUCGUAUGAAAUCAUCACUCCGCUCCGAGUGAACGACUUCGGAGAAUCGUUCCCCCACAAGCUGCACUACAGAAGGAGACGGAGGAGUGCAAGUGAUGACCUGUCGGGCUCGCGGCUUCUCUACAGGAUCGACGCGUUCGGGGAACGCUUCCAUCUCGACCUGAGCGCAGACUCCAGCUUCAUCGCCCCGUCCUACACCGUGACUCAUUUGGGAGCGGAGCGGAGCGGCGACGCGGACUCACACUUCCACGACCCCGGCGAUAUGCGGCACUGCUUUUUCCGCGGGCACGUCAACGCAAAGAGCGAGCACCCCGCUGUGUUCAGCCUGUGCGCCGGUCUGGUCGGAACAUUUACGACGCGGGACGCCGAAUACUUCUUGGAGCCACUUUUGAACCUGUCUGGCGCGGAAUACGAAGAAGAGCACAACAAACCACAUCUCGUCUAUCGACACGAGAGGAGACGAAACACCUCGCAUCCCGAUGAACCCUGUGCUGCCUCGGAGGGCUCUUACUCGAAAUCAAACCUGGGAACUGGAGUGCCGGGUGGUUUGGCAGAAACCUCCAAGAGGUCGGCCCCUUUUGAGAGCAGAGGGAAUAUGGCUGAGGAGCUGGAUUCUCUUACAGCCACAAUCGACCAGCGUCACAUUGAUGAAAACGGCACCAGGCGCGACGGCACGGCCACCCCGCGGCGACGCAAGCGCUUCCUCUCCUACCCCCGCUACGUUGAGCUGAUGGUGACGGCAGACGCCAAAAUGGCCCGUCACCACGGACGCAACCUGGAGCACUACAUCUUAACAAUCAUGUCAGUAGUAGCAGCGGUGUACAGGGACCCCAGUGUAGGGAACCUCAUUAACAUCAUGGUAGUCAAGCUAGUCAUCAUCCACAAUGAGCAGGAAGGACCCACAGUGAGCUUCAACGCUGCCACCACUCUCCACAACUUCUGUGUCUGGCAGCAGAGCCAGAACAUCCAGGACGACGGCCAUCCUUCUCACCACGACACCGCGCUUCUCAUCACCAGGGAAGACAUCUGCCGUGCAAAAGAUAAAUGUGACACUUUAGGACUCGCAGAGCUCGGCACCAUGUGUGAUCCGUUCCGCAGCUGCUCCAUCAGUGAAGAAAAUGGAAUUAGUGCCUCUUUCACCAUCGCUCAUGAGCUGGGCCAUGUGUUCAACAUGCCUCAUGACGACAAUCCCAAGUGCAGAGAGGCGGGCAUGAAGCACCAGUAUCACGUCAUGGCUCCCACCCUCAACUACGACACCAACCCGUGGUCGUGGUCCAAGUGCAGUCGCAAAUACAUCACAGAGUUUCUAGACACCGGAUACGGGGAGUGCCUCCUGGAUGAGCCCGUCGGCAGAACGUAUGAGCUUCCCACACUCCUGCCGGGCCAGAUAUACAACGCCAACAAACAGUGCGAGCUGAUGUUUGGGCCUGGCUCCCAAAUUUGCCCCUAUAUGAAACAGUGCAAAAGGCUGUGGUGUACGAGUGCAGAGGGGGACCACAAAGGCUGUCGCACACAACACAUGCCCCUGGCUGAUGGGACCGAGUGCGGUCAUGGAAUGUAUUGCAAACAUGGGAUGUGCAUAAACAAGGAGUUGGACAUUCAGCCUGUGAAUGGAGAGUGGGGCCCCUGGGGGCCCUACAGCGUUUGCUCCAGGUCGUGUGGUGGAGGAACGAGGAGCACCACCAGAGACUGCAACAAACCUGAGCCCAGAAACGGCGGGAGAUUCUGCGUGGGCCGCAGGAUGAAGUUCCGCUCCUGCAACACUGAGCCGUGUCCGCGGGAAAGGAAGGACUUCAGAGAAGAGCAGUGCUCUCAGUUUGAUGGCAAGCACUUUAAUAUCAACGGCCUACCUCCUGCCGUCAGAUGGGUCCCCAAAUACAGUGGCAUACUAAUGAAGGAUCGCUGUAAGCUCUUUUGCCGGGUCGCUGGCACUAUGGCUUACUAUCAGCUGAAGGACCGCGUGGUGGACGGCACUCCGUGUGGUCCAGACACUUACGACAUCUGUGUUCAAGGCCUCUGCAGGCAAGCAGGCUGUGACCAUGUUCUCAACUCAAAGGCGAGGAAUGACAAAUGUGGAGUGUGCGGUGGGGACAACUCCUCAUGCAAAACUCUGGCGGGGACCUUCAACGACGCCCAGUAUGGCUAUAACACAGUUGUGCGGAUUCCAGCCGGAGCCACCAAUAUUGACAUCAAACAGGUUAGCUACUCUGGAAAACCAGAAGAUGACAACUACCUCGCUUUGUCUGACGGACAGUCCAAGUUCCUCCUGAAUGGGAACUUUGUGGUGGCAAUGUUCAAAAGGGAAAUCACCUUCAAGGGAACGGUCAUCGAGUACAGCGGCUCGGAUACAAAAGUCGAGCGCAUCAACUGCACGGACCGCAUCGAGGAGGAGCUCAUUUUACAGGUCUUGUGCGUGGGAAACCUUUACAACCCAGAUGUGCGUUACUCCUUCAACAUACCCAUCGAGGAGCAAAGGGAGCAGUUUGUGUGGGAUCCCUCUGGCUCCUGGCUUGAAUGCAGCCGCCUUUGUCAAGGUGAGAGACGACGGAAGGCAGUGUGCGUUCGGGACAGCGAUCACCUUGAAGUAUCCGACCAACACUGUGAACAUUUACCUCGCCCCGUUGCUUUUACUGAGCCCUGCAACACUGACUGCGAAGUCAGAUGGCACGUCGCUGGAAAGAGUGAGUGUUCGGCGAAAUGCGGCCCCGGCUACCGCAGCCUGGAUGUUCAGUGUAUGAAGUAUAGCCAGAUGGAGAGUCGGAGCGAGAGGAUGGAGGCCGGCGUCUGCGGCGAAAUCGCCAAACCUCAGACGAGGGAGACCUGCCACGGGGAUUGUCUGCUUAAGAGCUGGCAGUACAGUGCAUGGUCGCAGUGCUCUAAGACGUGUGAACGUGGGAUUCGUAGCAGAGAGUCUUACUGUAUGAACAACCUGGGCCGGCGGUUGGUGGACAGAGAGUGCAGCGACUACGAGAGGCUGGUGACCGAGUCCUGCAAUGACCAGCCGUGUCCAAAGUGGACAGUCAGUGAGUGGAGCGAGUGUCUGGUGACUUGUGGGAAAGGAAUGAGGCACCGCCAAGUGUCCUGCACUACGGGAGCUGGGGAGGAAAAGCUGAGCGAACAUUUCUGUGACCCAUCCAGUAAACCUUCCACUGUGGGGAGCUGCAAACUCCCCGAGUGCGCAACGUGGCAGGUCGGCGUCUGGGGAGCGUGUGCAGUGACCUGCGGACUUGGGUACCAGAUGAGGGCUGUGAGAUGCGUCUCAGGGGACUACGGCGACUCAGUUGACGACAGAGAGUGCAACGCUGCAGCGAGGCCCAGAGACAGCCAGGACUGUGAGAUGCCUGCAUGUCCCCGGACCUCUGGAUCUCAAAUUACACCUCGCCCUGACAACACUGUUCAGCUUGAGACUCAGUGGAGAUUCGGCUCCUGGACUUCUUGCUCUGUGUCCUGUGGCAAGGGGAAGCUCGCGCGUUACGUCAGCUGCAGAGACGCAGAAGGCGGAGUGGCUGACGAAUCGUACUGCGCUCACCUGCCGCGCCCCCCGGAGUUCUCCACCUGCUUCAGCCCCUGUGGUCAGUGGCAUGCCGGAGAAUGGUCUGCUUGUUCGGUGACAUGCGGCGUCGGACGAACCACCAGACACUUGGUCUGCUCCAACUACCACCAGCCAGUGGACCAGUCGUUCUGCGAUCCCGACGAGAGGCCCGCAGCCGAGCAAGAGUGCACGGCUGCUCCCUGCCCCUCUGCCUACAACCGUCAGCACAUUUACGAACAACCCUACGGAUAUCCUCAGGAUCCAGGACAUCAUCCGGGACACAGCAGCUGGAACGUCCCGUCCGCAGACAACCAGUGGAGGACAGGACCGUGGGGCGCAUGCUCCAGCACCUGUGCGGGAGGCUUCCACAGGCGAGUGGUGGUCUGCCAGGACGCCGAUGGGCGGAGCAACAGCUACUGCGACGAAAGGGUCAAACCUGCCGAGUCCAAGAGCUGCGACUCCGGGCCCUGCCCUCUGUGGAACUACGGGGUCUGGGGAGAGUGCACCCAGACUUGUGGCGGAGGGAGGAAGACUCGCCUAGUGGUCUGUCAACGGCCCAGCGGGCAGAGACUCAACGACUACAACUGUGACGUCCUGGACAAGCCGCCUGAUGUGGAGCAGUGCAACCUCCAGUCCUGCCCAGGCGCCGCGACCUGGCAUCGCCGACCGUGGAAGCCGUGUUCAGUGAGCUGUGGCCGCGGCACCAAGCAGCGGGAGAUAGCCUGUGUUGUCCAGAACCAAACCCAAAUAAAGGAUGCGCACUGCAGCCAUCUGCCCCGGCCGCGCGCGCAGAAGGCCUGCCGAGCCCGAGGAUGCCCUGCCUGGAAAGCCAACAGGUGGCGGGAGUGCUCCGUCACCUGUGGGUCAGGAGUUCAGGAGCGAGAUGUUUAUUGCAGGCUCAAAGGUUCGGGGCAAGUCAGAGAAGACCUCUGUAGUCCUCACUUACGUCCUCCAACAGUCCAAGUGUGCCAAACAGCAGAGUGCACCCGUUACACCUGGGUGACGGGUGAAUGGGAGCAGUGCAACGCAACGUGUGGGGAAGGGAUGAAGAGCAGAACGGUGAGAUGUGUCGGCCCGGGCCCCACACCUGCCCACGAUGACCGCUGUGGACCGUCCACCAGGCCCCCAUCUCUCCAUCGCUGCAGAGAGGAGCCCUGUCCCUACACGUGGAUAACAGGGGAGUGGUCACAGUGCUCCGCCAGCUGUGGCGUCGGCUACCAGCAGCGUUUUGUCUCCUGCUCUUUGUUGCCCUCCUCUUUGCACUCCCAGCGUUUCCACACUCAGCCGUCCUCUGCAGGCAAAAUCUGCCCUGAACCUCACCCUCCUGCCACUCAGCCAUGCUUCCUCAGGGAGUGCCCUCACACCUCCUACUGGAAAGUUGGCCCUUGGACCAAGUGUUCGCUGACCUGUGGGGCAGGAAUGAUGGAGCGUAGGGUGGAGUGUGUGACCUCCGAGGGGCAAAUGUCUAAACACUGCCGUCCAUCAGACAGACCGGAAUCACAAGCUGCGUGUCAAGAGAGACAAUGCCAGGUGUUCACUUCUUGCCGAGACAUUCAGCGGACCCAGCGUGUGAGGAUGGACGGGGAAUACUAUCUCAAGGUCAAGUUUCGGACUCUGCAGAUUUACUGCGCUGAGAUGCAGACGGAUUUCCCGAAGGAGUACGUGACACUGCGCAGCAGUCAGACAGACAACUACUCUGAGGUGUACGGCCACAGGUUGAUCAACCCCUUCGAAUGUCCGUACAACGGCAGUCGCAGGCAGGACUGUGAGUGCAGAAAUGACUAUUCGGCAGCAGGGUACACGCUCUUCCACAAAGUUCGCCUGGACCUGAGCUCCCUUCGGAUAAUGAUCACAGACCUCCAGUUUUCCCAGACUAUUCAUGGGCGGCCUGUCCCAUUUGCUACAGCAGGAGAUUGUUAUAGUGCAGCCAAGUGCCCACAGGGCCAAUUUAGUAUCAACCUGAUUGGAACGGGCCUUAAAGUGGCUCCAAACACCAAGUGGACAUCCCAAGGGAACUACGUUUCCGUUAAAGUCCACAGAUCUGAGGACGGAACAAGAAUUUACGGUCGCUGCGGCGGUUUCUGUGGGAAGUGCAUUCCCCACGCUCAUAAUGGUCUUCUCCUCCAAGUUCACUGAGAGCCAAGUCGAAAACAAAUCUCUAAAUUCAGUUUGAUGACAGUGGGCCAGGAACACACAAUAGGAGUCAUUUGUUGGAUCCAGUCGUCGGCUGUGAGCACGGAGGAGGGGCGUCAGCUGUGACAUCUCCGGUUCCCAGAUGGCAGCUAAAGGAUACCCAACACAGUCCACUAAUGCUGCAUGCUGUCACCGUUAAGUGUUUCCUUAAAACUGAAGACGAGCCAGCCUUGUUUGCUUGCCAGCCAUUUCGCUGUGGCACGUUUUGUGGUUUGGAAAUGUAUUUACUGAUAUAAUUAUAUUACCAAGGGAGUCGGGACCUGUUGCAAGAACUCGAAACAGAAGGAAAACAGCUUCAUGUUCUCUCUUAUCAAGUUAAAUAUUUUCAUCUUAAAACCGUCUUUUCUGAAUUUCAAUUCUGUUCCUCCUGGCGACAGUUUUCAGGAAGCGUUAUACACUAAAACAUUAAGAAAUUAAUGGUUCUCUUGCUGUGCUACGUAAUGAGAGUAAACGAAUAGCCACUUUGAGAAAAUAUAUAACUAUUGUAAUUACAGGGUGGGCCAUAAGUUUCCACACAUAGGAGAAUGUAAAAUGUAUAUUUAUUUUAUAUUUCAGAUACCCAAGAAGAUGCGUUUGACAAAAGAGCAAAGAAUUGAAAUUAUACUGAUGGCCGGAUCGGGAAGCGGUCGCAUGGUUACACGAAACUUUAACAGAAAACAUGGAACGAGCAUCACACA
This is a messenger RNA of Gambusia affinis (western mosquitofish), 6953 nucleotides long. Its product is annotated as A disintegrin and metalloproteinase with thrombospondin motifs 20. The record is from RefSeq and is a predicted model, not a curated record. The transcript has 40 exons. Gene Ontology annotation, molecular function: metalloendopeptidase activity; zinc ion binding. The coding region runs from base 439 to 6219 and encodes 1926 amino acids. Gene Ontology annotation, biological process: proteolysis; extracellular matrix organization. Gene Ontology annotation, cellular component: extracellular matrix. Lineage: Eukaryota; Metazoa; Chordata; Actinopteri; Cyprinodontiformes; Poeciliidae.